AUGACAACAAUCUCAACGGCCGUCGACGCGCCCGGCGGGGCAGCAGAGAAGGGACUUGGAAGCGAUGUCGACCGUACCGAGUCGAACGGCGGCACGACGGCGCUGGAAUCCAUUGAUCCUGCGGCGGAAAAGAAGCUCCUACUCAAGCUCGACGCAUUCUUCGUUCCGAUCAUCAUGCUCGUCUAUCUUACCUGCUUCCUCGACCGAACCAACAUCGGCAAUGUCAAGGUGGCCGGCAUGCCUGAAGACAUUGGUGCCUCCCCUCAGGAGUUCUCGACGGCUAUUUCCAUCUUCUACGCAACCUACGUCGUCUUCGAGCCGCCCUGGACGAUCAUGAUGAAGUGGAUGACCCCGCGAAUCUUGCUCACAAGUCUGUGCGUCAUUUGGUCGCUGUGUACCAUUUUCUCGGGCUUCAUCACGAACGUUGCAGGGCUCUACGUCGUCCGUUUGAUUUUGGGAGCAUGCGAGGCCGGCCUGUUUCCCGCGCUGAACCUGUAUCUCACAAUGGUGUACAAGCGAGACGAGCAGGCGAAGAGGGUUUCGUAUCUGUUUGUCUGCACGGCCAUUGCGGGCGCCUUUGGCGGCUUACUUGCGUAUUCCAUCCUGAAAAUGGAUGGCAUUGCUGGAUAUGCAGGGUGGCGAUGGGUCUUCAUCAUCGAAGGCAUCUUCAGCGUCAUCAUUGCGCCCAUCAUCUGGUGGGGACUGCCGAACGACCCCGGCAAUGCGUACUUUCUCACUGCCGAGGAGAAGCAGAUGAUGAAAGUACGAGCGAUGCAGCGUGCUCAGUACAUGGGCAGCGAAGACUUUAGCUGGGAGGAAGUUAAGAUUGCUUUGUGUGAUCCGAAGCUGUAUCUCAGCGGUCUCAUCCAAUUCUGUCAAGACAUCCUCCUUUACGGAUUCAGCACUUUCCUUCCCUCCAUCAUCGUCAGCAUGGGAUACACGAGCAUCGAGGCCCAAUACCUUAGUAUUCCCGUCUACAUCUUUGGCGGUAUUGCAUUCCUCGCUGUGGCGUACGUCUCCGAUCGCAUGUGUAUCCGUGGUCCCUUUGUUCUUCUGGCCAACAUCCCUGGCAUCCUUGGUUAUAUCCUCAUCAUCUGCCCGACUAGCAAUGGCGUCAAGUUCUUUGGUACUUUCCUGUGUGCCGUGGCGGUUUACAACGGUCCUGGACUGAACCUGACGUGGCUCAACGUCAAUAUUGCGCCGCAUUACCGUCGUGCCACGGCCAUUGGAAUGCAGCUUGCCAUAGGUAACUCUGCGGGUAUUGUCGCGGGACAGAUUUACCGCACGGCGCCGUAUCUGCUGGGCAAUGCCUUCUCAGUCGCGGCGUUGGGUCUGGCGCAAAUACUGGUCAUUGUGAAGUGGCUAUACAUCCGCCGCUGCAACGAGAUGAAGAGGAAGAUUGCAAGCGGGGAGAUUGAGGACAAGCGAAAAGUGAAGACUGGUGACUGGGAAUUGGAUUUCCAUUAUCAUUUGUAA
Messenger RNA from Colletotrichum truncatum, 1476 nucleotides. RefSeq names its product MFS transporter. The record is from RefSeq and is a predicted model, not a curated record. Lineage: Eukaryota; Fungi; Ascomycota; Sordariomycetes; Glomerellales; Glomerellaceae. Gene Ontology annotation, cellular component: membrane. Gene Ontology annotation, molecular function: transmembrane transporter activity. Gene Ontology annotation, biological process: transmembrane transport.